AUGUUCCACCUCACUCGACUCAGCCCCUCCAGCUCCUACCACUGCGGAUACUCUCCUCGCGUACCCGGUUUCUACGGGUGCAACGAGUUGCACGGCAGCUGGACCCUUGAUUUGCUUUCAAUGCUGCUGCAAAACCACCAGGUAAAUGUUACCCGUGCUCCCCUCCACAAUGGGCAACCGGACAUGGAUACGUUCCCAUGCCACUUCACCGACGUCGGGAACUAUCAUGUGGAAGAACGACAACCAUCUCCUCGAAAAAGUCAAAUCAACCUUUCGAGGCGGCCCUCCAAAUGGCUAGCUAGCAACCAAGGCAAGAAGACCCCCACCAGCAUAAACCAACUCUCCAUACCCGGGCUGUACUCGCAGCGUAUUCUGACAGGAGACCGUAAGAGACAUCAGCGCCUCCUCCCGUUCUCCCCAUCGCUUCGUCACUCCGUUUCUCUCCCUCUCGACGGGAUCCAACAAACCUCUCUUCCCAUCGUCCACUUGUCACCCCCACGAGCAUACCUGUACCAAGGUCUCAACUACACUGCACUACCCGAUAUUAGUAGCUCAAAGUCCUUGGAAAGUUCAGAGUCUAUCCGUCAACCCGUGAUGCCGCGAUGUCCCCUUCCCACCGCCUCGGGAACAACAUCCCGCUUCAAACUAACCGGCUGGCCACAUGGGGCGCUCUUGAUCAUCACGUUAUCUAGAACACGCAUCUCACUUGCCAGCAUCCUACCUACUCAAGCGAAUGCAUGUCUAGAACCCGGAUCGCAGCUAAACCCAUCCCUCGCACCCCCCACCCCCCUCCUCUUCCUCCUUCUCCUCCACCAGAUACAUCGUAAGCCACAGAGCGGUCAAGGCCCCAAAACCCCAAAACCCAACUCCACGAACCCGACAAAACUCAGGUGCACCACCACCCGAGAUCUGUCGACCGUUCGUUCCCCCUUCACCAUUCUGAAAAAAGUACCAGACAAACCAAAAUCACCCUCUCCCAUCCCUCCGCCAACCCCAGCGAAAGAUACGCCGUACCUUGUGUCGCGGGAGCGGGCGGUGGGUAUCGUCAGCCAGCGGGGAAUACACGGAAAGCCCGCCCGACUCCAACUUCUCUUCUCACAUGCCCCCAACCAACCAACACCCCCGGCCACGAUCAACCCUCCUAGCUUCGAUCAAAGGACGAUCCAACUACUACAACGCAUAAAGGCUCCUCUUAGCGGGCAGAGAUCCACCAUCCCGCUGGCUGGUCUCGAGGCCGAAAAGGAAGAAGAAGAAAAAAGAAAAGCAUGUGCAAAUCACUCAGCCCGCUGGCCAAUCAAAGCCAUGUCGCCUUUACUCGAUGAGGCCGCCGUCUCGCGGAAGCGUGAUCGAACCAAUGCUGGCGUCUUCUUCAUGGCGUCAAAAGGAUUGCAUGUGUACGGCGCGAGGACGACGGUGUAG
Messenger RNA from Colletotrichum lupini, 1419 nucleotides. RefSeq lists its product as uncharacterized. The coding region runs from base 1 to 1419 and encodes 472 amino acids. NCBI's taxonomy places the organism in Eukaryota, Fungi, Ascomycota, Sordariomycetes, Glomerellales, Glomerellaceae. The transcript has 8 exons. The record is from RefSeq and is a predicted model, not a curated record.